Molecule: messenger RNA, 3698 nt
Organism: Pyrus x bretschneideri (Chinese white pear)
Lineage: Eukaryota; Viridiplantae; Streptophyta; Magnoliopsida; Rosales; Rosaceae
Exons: 15
Coding region: 363-3362 (999 amino acids)
Molecular function (GO): phosphatidylinositol binding
Source: RefSeq, a predicted model, not a curated record
AAGCUCAGAUAACACAUAUUUUGAUAGAAAAGAGAGAAAAUUCAAAACAGAAUUAAAACAGCUGACCAAAAUCGAUAACAAAAUUAUAGAACGAAACAAAAAUCCCAGGUUAGUCUUUCUUCUUCGUCGUCGUCGUCGUCGUCUUCUUCUUAUUCUCUCUGUAACUCCGUAAGCAAUUUCUGAAAGCUCGGCAAACCAGACAAAACCCUAUCAGCCAGGGUCCACGCUCGUCCUUGCUUGGCGCUGAAGCUUUGAAUUUUCAAGGGAUUUGACUCGGAUUUUGCGGUAAUUUGAUUUUGGUUGGAGUUUCGUUGUGCUUUUAGUGGAUUAGGGUUGGGAUUCUAGGGUUUCCGGGAGCAAAGAUGAAGGCCUUGAAUAGCAUAGAGGAUCUGAUCGAGGAGAUUAAGCUUCGAGUGGUUUGGUGGGCCCUGUUUGUCUUCUGUGUUGCAUACUUUCUUUCCUAUUCGAGUAAAUCAAUGUGGAUGAAUUUACCCGUAUCAAUUUUAUUGGUUUCGAUGCUACGUAUUCUAAUGAAUAACGUGGAAUUCCGUUGGAAGAGUCAAAAACUUGUUCGUCCACAGUCAUAUUUGUCUCAUUUGGAGAAGAAACAGUUGUCAUUGAAUGAUCCACGACUCUCUACUGGGGCUCCACCACCAAAAUGGAAAAGGAAAAUUGGUUCUCCAAUCGUAGAGGAUGCGGUUAAAGAUUUCAUUGACAAACUUUUGAAGGAUUUUGUGAUUGAUUUGUGGUAUUCAGAUAUUACUCCGGACAAGGAGGCGCCAGAGCAGAUACGCGCGAUAAUCAUGGAUGCUCUGGGUGAAGUAUCCGGAAGAGUUAAAGAGAUAAACCUUGUUGACUUGCUAACAAGGGAUAUUAUUGAUUUAAUAGGGGAUCAUAUAGAACUUUUUAGAAAAAACCAAGCUGCUAUAGGUGUUGAUGUUAUGAAAACGUUGUCUUCAGAGGAGAGAGAUGAAAGGUUAAAACAUCAUCUCAUGGCUUCGAAGGAGCUCCAUCCUGCAUUGAUUUCACCCGAGAGCGAGUACAAGGUUCUUCAGCGGCUAAUGGGUGGGGUAUUAGCUGUGGUGCUAAGACCACGAGAAGCACAAUGUCCAGUGGUUAGAUCUAUUGCCAGAGAACUUCUAACAAGCUUAGUAAUUCAACCUGUUUUGAAUUUUGCAAGCCCUGGGUAUAUCAACGAAUUGAUUGAACACAUUUUGCUAGCCAUUAAAGAGGAAAUCAGUAAAGUGGUAAGUGGGGACCGAUCAGCUGCAGGGGUUGUACAUGAUCAAGAUUCUUCACUGAGGAAAUAUGCAACCUUUAACCAAAGCACUGUUAUGACAUUGGCUAAAGGUGACCAUCAGAGAGAAGCGUAUUCAGAUUAUAAUAAAUUCGAGGAAGAUCCCUUGCAGUCACGGCCUGCUGAUUGGGCACGAGUUUUAGAGGCUGCAACACAGAGAAGGACUGAAGUUCUUGCUCCUGAAAAUCUUGAAAAUAUGUGGACAAAAGGGAGAAAUUACAAAAAAAAAGAGCACACGAAAAAGAUAAGAAGAGUUCAGGAACCUAUAUCUGAGUGUUCUGGAAUAGAUAGUGCUGUACCUGCUAAAAAUCUGGGCAACGAAAUGGUAGCCGACAGGCAUGAAAUUUCUACAGGAAAGGAAGAUGGAUCUAUUGUGAAGCUGAGAAGUGAAUUAAGUUUAGAUACUCAAUUAAGUGGUGGGACCAAAAUGGAACUACACUUCUCUUUAGAUCCCAGUGAAGAAUCAUAUGCGGAUCAAGGGCAUCUUGUUAAUAAAUUGGAGGACAUUGGAAACCUUGCUGCCGAUGGAAAUAAAAGUAGGCUUAAAAGAUCAAAUAGCACUUCUGCUUUGAAAAUCCAGCCGGACACAAAAAGAACAUUGACAGAAGGUGGAGGGUCUAUCAUAUCAGAAUUCUAUAGCCCUGAGUUUGGCAGGCAUAAAGAAGACCAUAUUAGUAAGAGUGCCUCCGAUAUGUUAGUCCACUGUGUGGGACAACAAGUUCCCAAGCUCAGGUGCCGGGUUAUGGGAGCCUACUUUGAGAAACUUGGGUCAAAAUCUUUUGCAGUUUAUUCAAUUGCAGUUACAGAUUCGGAAAACAGAACUUGGUUUGUGAAAAGAAGAUAUAGGAAUUUUGAACGACUGCAUCGCCAUCUUAAAGACAUUCCAAAUUACACUUUACAUCUACCACCCAAAAGAAUAUUCUCGUCAAGCACAGAGGAUGCUUUUGUUCAUCAGCGAUGUAUUCAGCUAGACAAAUAUCUACAGGAUCUGUUGUCAAUAGCUAAUGUUGCCGAACAACAUGAAGUCUGGGAUUUUUUAAGUGGUUCAUCAAAGAAUUACUCUUUUGGAAAAUCUCCUUCAGUGAUGAGAACUCUUGCAGUCAACGUGGAUGACGCUGUGGAUGACAUUGUACGCCAGUUCAAAGGGGUUUCAGAUGGGUUAAUGCGUAAGGUUGUUGGUUCUCCCACAUCUGAGGCCUCGUCUUUAUUUCCUGGAUGGAACUUAUCCGGGAAUGCAGAUGAGACAGGUGUCCUUGCUUUUAGCCAAAAUACAGCAGAGUCAACAAAUAGCUUUUCAGAUAACGAGGAAGGUACCCUAGAAAUUGGGUGGCAUUCAGACAAUGAAUUGAACUAUAAGGGUUAUCCACCUCGGGUUGUACAUACAAGGACCUUAGGUUUGGAGAAGAAAGCUGAUUUAGUUGGCAAGGGUGGCUUUCUGGAGGAUCCAAUUGGAAUGCCACCUGAGUGGACUCCACCCAAUGUUAGCGUGCCUCUGUUGAAUCUAGUGGACAAGGUAUUUCAACUUAAGAGAAGGGGCUGGCUGAGACGACAGGUCUUUUGGAUGUCAAAACAAAUAUUGCAGUUAAUGAUGGACGAUGCUAUUGAUGACUGGCUCAUGAGGCAGAUUCAUUGGCUUCGAAGGGAGGAUAUUAUUGCUUCGGGAAUUUAUUGGCUUAAAGAUGGUCUAUGGCCAAAUGGCACAUUCUUCCUUAGAGUCGGCAAUGUUCAAGACGGCAAUCAAAACCCUCUUCAAAAUAUAAGUCAAUUUGGCGGCAGCAAGGCUGGUAAACAGGGGUCUUUUGAGCACCAGCUUGAGGCUGCUCGCAGAGCUAGUGAUAUCAAGAAAAUGCUCUUUGAUGGAACUCCGGCGCCCUUGGUUAGCUUAAUUGGGCAUAAGCAGUACAGACGUUGUGCAAGAGACAUCUAUUAUUUCAUUCAGUCUACCAUCUGCAUAAAGCAACUUGCUUACGCAAUACUUGAACUGUCACUCGUUUCAAUUUUUCCUGAGCUGCGGGAUCUUAUUGUUGAUGUUCAUGAAAAGAUGGGUGUUGAUCAAACUGUAUAGUGGAUCGAUAUAUUUGUGUCAUCCUUGCUCUUGAUGGUAGCUGGUUAUCUUCCCAAUGAUCACAAACCUCAAACACCGAGGUAUAUUUCAAGAUACGCAAGACUCAAUUUUCUCAGGCGUUGCCUGUAGUAUUGGUUUUUGUAGAACUUCCAAAAAUUCUUUUCGGAAUGUGAGAAAUAGUGGUGUUUUCACUUUCUCUCGCAUUUCAACUGUACAAAAUUGUAGUUGUAGGGUGUGUACAGGCGUCGUCUUCUUUGUGUAUAUUUUGUGUGUGAAGAAAAUAUGACCAGUGAUGGUGCAUUCAUCAUUACAUAAUGCAGCAGUGAGUAUUGAUCA